CACCAUACAUGGGCUCAGUCGGUUGGCGAUGUCUCACCUGAAAAGUCGUAUAACUAUGGAGCGGGAAAACUACAGUGCCGAAUAUUUCGAGAGAGCUUUGGCGAGAGCUUAUGGUUGUGAAAUGCUUCGCGUUGAGAACUUUCACAUCGAGGCGGUGAGCCAGAAGGGCGAGAACUUUUGCAGCGCCAUCUACCGGGUGGCGUUGGACUUUCGCAGGUCCCCCGGUGGCGCUCUCGAAUCAGGAAAAUAUAUUCUCAAGGAUCUGCUGCCCGCCGUCGCUGCACUGGGCACCAACGAGAAGGAUAUGUUCGAGCUACUCCUGCCUGCCAUGCAAGCCAUUCUCGAAGAAGCUCCAAAAGAGAUUGGCGAGCGCAAGCUGAGCCCAAAUUGCUUGCUAGUCGAGAUAUCUGCUGGAAAAGAGCUCUACAUCAUGGAGGAUCUGGGCGCCCUGGGAUACGGAUCCUUUGAUCGCCGUCAAGGCUUAAAUCUGGAAGAAGCCAAGAUUUGCGUUAGGAAACUGGCGCAGUUCCACGGCGCCUCCAAGGUUCUGUUCGAGAAGAAACCGGAAUUGAUUCAAAGGCUUUCACCUUCUCACUAUGCCAAUGGACUGAACGAUCGCUUCGCCCAGGCUCUCGUCUUGGAGGGCACCGAGUAUGCCACAGAAGCGUUUGCCGAAGAACUUCCGGAAAUAUCAAAGAAAAUGAAGGCUCAAAUUCCAGACACAUAUACGAAAAGAAUGCGAGAUGUCGUCGACCCCAACAAGUCGUCAUUGAAUGCAGUUAUUCAUGGCGAUCCCUGGUUAAAUAACAUAAUGUAUGAUUCAGUUAAUAAGAAGGCAACUCUCGUGGACUUCCAGAACUGUUACUGGGGUAGCCCGGCCAUAGACCUCUACUUUCUUUUUUACACCAGCCUCAAGCCUGAAUUACUGCUAAAUAGUCAAGAUGAGAUUCUGAAUCACUAUUUCGACAAUCUUCUGGAAACCUUGCGGCAGUGUGGCUAUAAAGACACACUGCCCACUUUUGGCCAGUUAAAGGAUGAGAUGAAACGGUGUUUGUUUUAUGGAUAUUACACCGUAGUCUGUGAACUUCCCAUAUGUUGUUCUUCUCCUGAGGCAAGUGUGGAUUUCGGGGUUCACACCUUCGUAGAUACGGAUGCUAUGUUAAAGAAGCGACACCAACUAUUCGCCAACGAACGAGUGCGUCAAACCAUAAAGUCCACUCUGCUUAUGUUGGAUAGUGAGGGUAUAUUAGAAACCCCCUAAAAAAACCAUUUUGUCGUUUUAUAAAGUGCUUAGUUUGUCCUGUCAGUAUUUUUUGUGGUGCGAGUUCCUCCAUUUUUUUAAUAUCAACAGUGUAAAUGAGCAAUAUUAACCUACAAAUACUAAUAAGUAAACAAAUUAAUUUCUUACUUUAUUCAAUUAAGAGGUGUACAGUUGUUUGUAAACGAUUUUCGAAUAAAACUUAUUUUUUCUUUCAUUUAAA
Drosophila sechellia is the source of this 1481-nucleotide messenger RNA. RefSeq lists its product as uncharacterized. Lineage: Eukaryota; Metazoa; Arthropoda; Insecta; Diptera; Drosophilidae. The coding region runs from base 29 to 1261 and encodes 410 amino acids. The transcript has 3 exons. The record is from RefSeq and is a predicted model, not a curated record.